AUGGUUGCUUGCGCUGAGGGAGAUGUUGAAGCAGCUGAUCGGAUCCUUGCUAACAUUCCCGUGAAGGAUCACUAUGCGAUACUCAAUGGUCGUACCCCAGAGAGUGAUACAGCGUUGUUCAUUGCUUGCACGAAUGGUCAGCUGGAUAUCGUGAAACGACUGCUGGAAUCCAAUUACGACCAUGUUUUAGUAAAUCAGAAUACAAAAGACACUGUACUUCAUGCCGCAGUUUCUUCGCAAAACGUGGACGUAUUACAGAUUAUGCUUGAGGCAUUUCCGGCUUUGAUAGCUAACUCCAACUGUGAUGGUUGCUCUUGCCUUCAUUGGGCGGCUGAAAGCGGCUCUACAGAAAUUGUCAGAUGUCUUCUUGAAUUCGAGUUUCCUGAGCAGUACAUCAAAGAGAUUGAUUUGCUGUCAUGCCCUCCCUAUCGGUUCGCUAUUGACGUCAAUAACGGUGACAACGAAUGUAGAACUGCGUUGUAUAGAGCAGCUUCGAAAGGCCACACGAAUGUUCUUCAAUAUAUGUUGGCGUUUCGCUGCCUGUUCACUGAUGGCGAAAUGCGCUGUCCUUUCCAAUUGGAUGUAUAUUGUAGUCGUGGCAGGACUCCUCUUAUGGUCGCUGCCUACAAUCAAUCCCUUCCUGUACUUACUUUACUGUUGGACGCUGGCGCGGAUGUCAAUUUGCCGUUGGCGAUUCUGGAUUCAGAAACUUGCGAAGAAGCUCGAUGUAUUGGUAAGACUCAUUAUUCGUUGCGUUUCUUAACCUUUCUAUAA
Molecule: messenger RNA, 774 nt
Organism: Haemonchus placei
Lineage: Eukaryota; Metazoa; Nematoda; Chromadorea; Rhabditida; Trichostrongylidae
Source: the annotation of a GenBank genome assembly